Messenger RNA from Schistocerca serialis cubense, 735 nucleotides. RefSeq names its product transcription factor SOX-4-like. The record is from RefSeq and is a predicted model, not a curated record. NCBI's taxonomy places the organism in Eukaryota, Metazoa, Arthropoda, Insecta, Orthoptera, Acrididae. The coding region runs from base 1 to 735 and encodes 244 amino acids. The transcript has 3 exons.
AUGACGCAGCGCGCCCUGCGGCGCUCAGAUAAACACGGCUGCGCAGCCACGGGCCCGGAAAAUACUGUGCGCCGCGCUACGCCACAUCGCCACCCCCUAAAACAGCCACGCCUCCCUCCGUCGCACACCAGCGACAGCACCGUCCGACACGACUGCUCACUUCGCCGCCACCACCUGCAGCUUGUUCUCCCGCAAAAGCACGAAGGCCUCAGUGGCGUCAAGGGCACUGGGCCGCCCCCGGUGUCGACGUCGCGACGCUGCAGCCGCGAUCGUGACCGAGGUGGCGGUGGCGGCGGCGGAGGCGGCGGCGGAGGCGGCGGCGGCGGUGGCGGUGGAGCCGUGGGAGCGUCGGGGCGCGCAUGCGCCAUCGUCGUGAGGACGUCGGCCCGCGGCGGCGGCAGCGGCGGCGGCAGUGGCGGCGGAUCCAAGGCGCGUUGCCUCUCCUCAGAUACCAUGGACCACGAGCAGCAGCCGCAGGCGCAGCAGCCGCAGCAGCACGAGGCCGAGCCGGAGGACGCCGGCGACGCCAGCACAGCAAUGUUUAUCGACUGCAAGACAUCGAUGGCGGCAGCGCAGCCUCCUCGUGGCCGGCGCGUCAUGGCAGCACGUGGCGUGCUGGGCUGCCCACGUUGCGCCUGCGUCAGACGGGAGGCGGGCAAACCGCGGCUGCGUCAAACCGCGCCGUCUCCCGCGAUGUCACACGCCGUCAUCGUCACAAACAAAGGCGCUGACUAG